AGUCUUUCUGUGUCCGCUAUACGGAGAACACGUCGCGGCGUAGCGGGCGUUUCGCUACGAAAGCGAUCAGCGAUAUCUCGUCUCGUAGCAAUUUUGAUAAUUGACGAAUAAACGUGAUUCUGUUAAUAAUUGGGUUUCAGCGAUAAAUUGUGUUCUCAAAUCGAGGGCAGCGAUUUGCAUGGAAAUUUAGUUAAAGAUAACUAACUCUAUCGUUAGAAUUAAUCGCACUUUGUAAUUGUCGCUUAAUGUUAAUUAAUGCUGUGUUGUGAAUAGCUGAAUAGAAUAGUUCAGUUAUACCAGUCUUCUUUUGUGAUCUCUAAUUCUGGAUAAGAACGUGUGCCCAGAAACUUUUACCCACAUCGUAAACUCAAUGGUAUCUUUGAAUACGUAGUCGUAAGACUUGUGUAAGUUUUAUAUUUACGAUUUUUUUUUGCUAAAAAAACAACAGUGUUAUAGUUUCGGACUAUAAUAAAGUGAAUCGCAAUGACAGUGACAUUUCUACUCAAAUAAUUAACACCGGAGUGUUAAAAUGUUUAAUUUGCGAAGUAAGUGGUUGAACAACGAAAAUCGAGACACGUGAACAAAAUGACAUCCCUGUUGCAAGCUGUCAUGAUUUGCAUUGCGUUUCAGUUUCUUGGUACGGCAAAUACACUAAAAUCUCUGCAAAUCCACGUCCCGAGAGCCGUGUUAACAGGAAGGGACGCCGAGCUAAUGUGUACUUACGAGUUAGAAGGCGCACAGUUGUACUCGAUUCGAUGGUAUAGAAACAUGAUAGAAUUUUAUCGAUACGUACCAAAGGAGUCACCCGCUACAAAGGUGUUCCCAGUGGCCGAGAUUAAAGUUGAUGUGGCUUCCUCGGACCAAAAUCGUGUGGUGAUCAGAGAAGUCGAUCGUAUGUUGACGGGAGAGUAUCAGUGCGAAGUAUCAGCUGAUGCACCCCUGUUCCACACUGACAUAAAAUCAGCGGAAAUGGUCGUUGUGGAACCACCUCUAUUAAAUCCUAAUGUCACUUCCGACCGCAUGACAUAUGUUGGUGGAGACCACAUACGAGCUAACUGUUCAUCUCCACCUUCUUUACCUGCAGCAAAUAUCACCUGGUACGUCAAUGAGCAAAUGGUGCCAGGAUUUACUGCAAACCACGUGUUCAACUUUAGUAACGGCUAUGCUUCUAGUUUAGCUACUUUAGAAUUAGAAGCAGCUGUCCUAUCACCUGUACCCACACUUAUGAUUCGAUGUGAGGCAUCAAUAUACGAUGUAUGGAAAGCCACAAGUCACACUAUUGUACUCCGAGAACGUAGUGCCAAUCCUGCUUCUGCUUUGGGAAGAAGUUUUACAGGAGGAGCUACAGAGACGUGUCUACCGACAAUUUUAAUGCUUAUUCUACAAAUUCUCUUACAAUUUUUAAUAGAAAAUUUUACAGAAACCUCUAUAAGAUAGCUGAAUUAGCUUUCAUAUGCAUUUGUUCGUAAGUGGUUAUUAGGACAAGUAAUUUAAGUAUUAUGAAAUUUGUAGUAUAUUCAGGGUUUUAAAAUAUUUAUGAAAUAUAAUAUGUAUAGCUUGGGCGUACCUCUACUGUUAUUUUUCUUAAUGUUAAGAACUUGGGAAAUUCGUCCUCCGUUUGUCGUAAUAUUCGUCAUUUUUUUGUUUUAUUUUUGUAACUAUAGAAUAACAAGUUUUGUUUAAUGAAUUAGUACAGUAUAGAAUGUUUACGUUAAAGAGUAUUACUUGCAAUGUAUUUGUUAAUAUUUAUUGUGUUACAUAUCCUAGCUGCUAAACAGAAUUCAUAACCCUACUGCGUCCUUGGAUAUUUAAUAAUUAAGAUAUGGAUAAAUAUUAGGAACAUCUUAUGGCCUUGUUUGGAUAGCAGUGUAGACAUCUCAUAUGCCAGGUUUUUUUUAUAGAAUUUGGGUGACAAACGAGCACAAAGUCUACCUGAUGGUAAGUAUGAAUGGCGUUGCGAAGAGAUGCUGCAACUCUUUAAGUAUUCCAUUGAAUCUAUCACACAGAGUGCUGAGGAAUUGUUCGGACUAAUUCCAGUCGCUCAAUUUCACCAUCGCACAUCACAACAAAACUCGAAAUACCUCCAUACCAUCUGGAUCAUUGACGGUCCACCACUGUGUGAUUUACAAUAAGUUUUCGUCCUCACACAACUUCCUUGUAAUAUCGACUACUACCAGCAAUUUUUCCGGACCAAUACAGCUUAGGGACUUUCAAGAAAAGAGUCUACUUUUUAAAAGGCCGGGAACGCACCUGCUAUUCUCCUGGCAUUGCAGUUGUUCAUGGGCGGUGGUAGUCACGAUCAGGAAUGUAAUGAUGCAUUUAAUUACAUGUUUACAUAUGGCAUUAUCAUUUGCAUUGCAUAUGCAAUGCAGUUGUUCAUAGGCGGCGGUAAUCACAAUCAAUUAAGCCGCAUGCUCCUUUGGUCGCUCUUAUAUAAAAAAAAUGUCUACGGGCCAUAGCAUCCACUUAACAUACCAAUAAAUAAAUACAAUUAAUACCAAUAAAUAGACGAUUAUCUACCAUCGGUUAACAAUCAAAAUUCAGAUGCGUUGUCAUACCUGAAGACUAAAAAGUAUUUCCGGUUUUCUGCAUUCCCUCAAUUACGUGCAAUAUCCCCGCCACCACUUAUUCCAGGACCACUUUUCCCAACACCACUACACUAGGAAAGACACGCCAUCGUCGAUAAUACGACAUGUGAUUCGCUUCUAAACGAGGCAUCCUCAGAUGAAAUGACCACGGUCAGCCACCGCAGAUUCUACUUCACCCGAGGACUGACGAUAGAACAAGAGUGUCAUAUAUGCGAGACGUGUCAUAGUUUAAUCGUGAAUCCCAUCUAUCAAGGGCGCCUAUUACGGCCAAACAAUUUUACUAUAGGAAAGGUCUGUGUCCAACAUUGAACUGUUUAUAGAUGAUAAACAAAUUAUAACAAGUAUGGCCUAAUCGUGUUUAAGGAUUAUUAUUUAAACGGGUACGUGUUACUCAAUAAAUUAUUUCAAGUAACAGGGAAAUUGCAGUUGAAAUAAAUGCAUUCUAAGAGCUAUAAUAGGAUCAUGAAAUUUCCAAAUAAAUAAUUUCUGUAUAAAAUAAAAUUAUGACAAACAAACAGUAAUUUAAUCUGUAGAAACUGAAUACUAAAUAUUUUUUGGUUACACAAUCUUUAUCAAUAUAGUAACAGCCAUUUUAUUAAAUAGACUGAAUAGAUCAUUUAAUUAUAGUGUAUAUAUUAAACAUACUGCCUGUAAAUAAUAAUCUUUUUAUGUUUC
This is a messenger RNA of Parnassius mnemosyne (clouded apollo), 3263 nucleotides long. Lineage: Eukaryota; Metazoa; Arthropoda; Insecta; Lepidoptera; Papilionidae. The record is from the annotation of a GenBank genome assembly.